Molecule: messenger RNA, 947 nt
Organism: Sebastes umbrosus (honeycomb rockfish)
Lineage: Eukaryota; Metazoa; Chordata; Actinopteri; Perciformes; Sebastidae
Gene: chchd7
Product: coiled-coil-helix-coiled-coil-helix domain containing 7
Exons: 4
Coding region: 167-418 (83 amino acids)
Source: RefSeq, a predicted model, not a curated record
UUGCAGGACAGCAGCAGUGUUACAUAUAGUGGAGGACGCACCAGACUCCGUUCAGAAAUCUGGCAUUUAAGUAAAAACGUGUUGAUGUUUAUACAUUUACUUCACCGGUCGAGACGGAUUAACACGUUUUCUACAAGAGGAAGAGACGCUUUUUAAUUCGGUCUGAAUGGCUAAAACUGCACGAAAAGUUCGUAAUGAGGACUUUAACCCAUGCAUCGAUGAAAGCGAUGCCUCCCAGAAGUGUUCGGGUACCUAUGAUCCGAGCAUGUGUUCAGCCUAUUUCCAGAGAUAUAAGAACUGUAGGAAAUACUGGCACAACAUAAUGAUGCAGAGGAGAAGAGAGGGUGUGAAGCCUGACAUGCCCGCUGCUGCAGAGAGGCAGGAGAUGCUCGCUGCCAUCGGAGGGAAACCGUACUGAGAGUCAGCAGGGUCACACAGAGACACUGUGAAGACCAGCGGGGACCAGGACAUUUACUACAAUGCACCACUGGUUGGGUGGACACUGUGACCCAGGGCCUGACCUGUACUCAAGCUCAGGUCGUGUGGAAGUGACCUUCUGUAACUGGUCUAUUCUAGAGAGGGAAGUCACAGAAACACAAGAUAUUAUUUAUUGAGGUUUAUUAUGUGACACAACAUGAAAUGAGUUAAAGAGCUUUUUGUUUGAAGGGAAAUGUCCUCUACAUGUAUUGUUAUUGUGGUAUCACAACUCUAAUUUUAAGUCACAACUAAUGAGAUCCAGUUUAGUGCAGAUUCCAUCAUGAAUACACAGGGUCCUUAAAGACACAUGCUUGAACCAAUGACAAUUAUUCACACUGUAAAACAACGUGUGCGGAGGACUUCUUCAUCUAUGACCCCGAAAGCAAGCUGGGGAAUUAACUCAACUGACCAACACGGUGAAGUGUGACACCUGUCAUCUGUCUAGCCUUAAUAAACAAGGACUAUUGUAU